AGGACAGUCGAGGCUAUUACAGCAACAUUCACGGGUUCUUGCCAACGUGGUUACAAUGGGACUCAAUUAUUGUCCAUAUAACGCUUCUAAAUCUUUUCUGGUGGUCCUUAUAGUCAUGAAUGGUCUGCUGCAUCUCCCUCAAGCCACCGGCAAAAAUUGCAACCAUAAACUGCCUAUAAUACCUGAUGUAGAGAUUUCCACAAGUCCACCAAUGCAGAAACUAGCUGUUGGUACAGCGGUAAACCUGACUUGUAUGGCGCAGCCCAGGAGUAUUGAUGCAGGAUAUUACGAUAGAUGGACCGAGUACAUUCAAUGGUAUGACCCACAAGGCAAGCCAGUUGGACAUAAAUGUGUGCAGGGUAGAACAAUGGUGUUAAAACUUAGAUGUACUUUAAUGCUCAAAAACCUGACGGUAGAGAAACUCGGGAACUACACGUGUGAAGCAGGAAAUCCAUAUCCUGCGCACUGCAGAAGAAAAUCAGUCGAAAUUGGUCCACAAGACAUCAAGCCCAAUCAAAGCGUGAGAGAUUUAGAAAACCAAACAACUCCUAUCAGCUUUAGUCUGAAUUUUAUCUGCACCACCAGUGGUUAUCACAACGCGAGCAAUUCACCGAAGAAGGACAGCGACCCGUAUUCUAAGCAAUCCAACCGAAUUGCCAAGCUUAAACUUUUAGUUCUAGACCACAAGUACCAUUGCAUUGGUGGAACCAGCGCGGGAGGAAACAUGUUAGAGAGGCUCUCCAACACGUCAACCAUCAGCUUAAAAGUUAAUUUUUAG
Molecule: messenger RNA, 778 nt
Organism: Pocillopora damicornis (cauliflower coral)
Lineage: Eukaryota; Metazoa; Cnidaria; Anthozoa; Scleractinia; Pocilloporidae
Source: RefSeq, a predicted model, not a curated record